Messenger RNA from Bactrocera latifrons, 649 nucleotides. RefSeq lists its product as uncharacterized. Lineage: Eukaryota; Metazoa; Arthropoda; Insecta; Diptera; Tephritidae. Bases 46 to 447 code for a protein of 133 amino acids. The transcript is spliced from 4 exons. The record is from RefSeq and is a predicted model, not a curated record.
GCGUCGCUUUUAAGGUAGUUUUCAUUUAAUAGCGCAGAAGUGAACAUGUUUCGCCACAACGGAUCGUCAGCAUUUAACACCAACAACAGCAAUUACCGCCUCUUCGGCGGUGCAACUUUCAAAGUGUUAAUGCUGUUGUUGUUGGCGCUYGUGGUAAUGAGCAAUGCACAAAGUUGUCCCUCGUCCACGAAGGUGCUGAGCUGCACACCGAAGUGCAAACARGACACCGAUUGUAGUGCCAUCGGCGGCAAAUGUUGCCCGAAUUUGUGCAACGAGCGCUCGUGCAUACAGCGCAACCAAUUGGACCAGGGCAAUGGCAACUCCAAGGGUGGCGACAAAUAUUGUAGCGGCAACUCCGGCGCCUACUGUGGCAACAUUAAAUGCAGCCCCUAUGAGAAAUGCGAAAUGGAUCGCUCGACAAAACGUCAAAAAUGUGUCAGAACUUAAGCAGCACAGCGAGUCACGUAUUCCUACGUAGCUUUCUAGCAUACAACAUACCAUAUUUUUUUCAUUUACAAUCAAUUUUUUGUACAUACAUACACACAAGCAUGMAUUUUUGAAUAAAUAUGUAUUGACACUUACAACGGGAGCCGCUACGGCGAUUUGUACUAAGAGACAGGCRACCAAAAUAAAUUUCAACAUUUUGAAU